CAUCAGUGCUGGUGUGCGUGCGUGCGUGUGUGCGCGUGUGGUUGUGUGAUUUGCGCGCUAGCAUCGUUUUGACAGUUCUUGGCAAUCCUUGCUCACCCUAUAUUUACCAACAAAUGCUCACAAUCGCUUCACAAUGGAGGACGCGACUACGCUGAAAAUGGUGAAAAUUUGUCGAUUUUGUCUCUCGCAGGACGAAGAAUAUCUUAUCCCAAUAGCGGAAGCGCCAGACUUUUCGCUGGAGAUAGAGGAUGUAGCACGGUUCACCGGGAUAGACAUAAACGAGGACAACAAAACGGUGUACGCCAUGUGCUUGGAGUGUACGGAAAAUCUAAAACACACCGCCAUAUUCCGGGACACCUGCCUGGGCAAUGAUGCCCUCUUCCACGAGCUGUACGAUGCGAUGGUUUCCAGCGUGAAGGAAAUGUACGGCGAUACGAUUGAAUAUUUGGACAGCGAUUUCGAAGACUUUGCAGAGGAAGUGAAACCGGUGGAUACGGUUGAGGACGUUCCGAUGAAAAUUGAGAGUUUGACCAAAAUAGAGACUUUGGAGGAAAUUGAGAUUUUAGCGAGUCCACAGCAGAGACCAGAGCCGACCUUCAUUCAGCAGAAGCAUUGUCCGGUGGUACAACCACAGCUACCACAGGAGCAUUACCGUGCGUACAGUCCGCCAGCUGCUUCCUGCAUUAGCAAUGAUGAGUCGAUCGAGUAUGUGUUCGCCGACGACGACGAAAAUUUCGCCCACUCUGCCAACUACAUUGAAAUUGGUGAGCCAAUGUCCUACGAUGACCUCUGGAUGGUAGACUAUAAUGAGCCGCCCCGCCGUAAACGUAAACAGCGCGUCAAAAAAGGAUCGUUCGUGAAGCGAACGGAAGGCAUCCCGGAACCGCUGGUGAACGAUGGGUACGAGAUGGAACCAAUUUUCGCACCAAUGCCGACACCGACGCCGAAGGAGGACGACUGCUGGUUAUUGCAGGAGCGCCCACGCGUCAAAAGGAAGCGACACCUCUGCGAUGAGUGUGGUGCCUUGACGAACCAUCUGAAAAGCCACGUCCGGUACCAUCGGGACGAAAGGUUGGAAGUGUGCCCGCACUGUCCGGCUACGUUCAGGCACGUGUCCAAUCUACGAGGCCACAUCCAGCAGAUACACGUCAAAAAGAUAUGCAAAACAUGUGAAAUAUGCGGCAAAGGCUUCAUCCAUCACAAAACGUACCGAUAUCAUAUGCUUAACCACGCGAACGAGGGCAAAAGGUUCGAAUGCAAGGACUGCGGGAAAUCGUUCAGCAAUGAAAUAUAUCUGCGCGACCAUUACAACAGGCUACACAAUAUCACGAAGACACUUGUAGCUAGCGAUCCUGGAAGCUCGUAAACUCUGGCUCUAGUUAGUGUCGUGUGUGUACAAAACUCGAAUGAAGGAAUGAAAUAAAUUCAUUUGCCGUCAGUGAAUUACAAUCAUCGGGUUACGGUCAUUAGCAUAUACUAGGCAAUGCCAACUAUUGCCAAACAUAAUUGCUAUCUAGGUUCUGAUGAAUUGAAUUCUGCUGUAGAAUUACCCGUGGAAUCGUUCAUCCCGUGAUUUGGCCAUCCUUUUACGGCCAAGCUACACGUACCGGACGACAUCGGACGAUGUCAUAAAACGUAGGACCGCAGACAAGAGAUUCGCGUCGGGCCGGGCCGUGUCGGAUCACAGCGGGCCGAUUUUGUAUGGGAUUUGACAGUUGGCGUUAACAGAUUUAUGGCAUCGUCCGAUGUCGUCCGGUACGUGUAGCUUGGCCGUUAGGCUUUCGGUAACUGUGGUAGGCUAUGCUUCGUCUCAGCAGAACUUUGCUUCCUAGGCAUAGUAGCCUAUGCCUUCUGACAUAAUAAAUAGUUCUUAGUUAACCACAAAACGAGCAAGUUGGCGAGAAGAGUCUCUACUACCAGAAAACAGAUAUGAAAUUAAGAGCGAGACGUGGAACACUCUAAAAGCAAAAAUAAUAAACUGUGCAACAAACAUACUCCCACCACGUCGUGGCAACA
Messenger RNA from Anopheles arabiensis, 2016 nucleotides. Its product is annotated as zinc finger protein 628-like. Gene Ontology annotation, cellular component: nucleus. Gene Ontology annotation, molecular function: zinc ion binding; sequence-specific DNA binding; DNA-binding transcription factor activity, RNA polymerase II-specific. The coding region runs from base 134 to 1366 and encodes 410 amino acids. Gene Ontology annotation, biological process: regulation of transcription by RNA polymerase II. The record is from RefSeq and is a predicted model, not a curated record. NCBI's taxonomy places the organism in Eukaryota, Metazoa, Arthropoda, Insecta, Diptera, Culicidae. The transcript has 3 exons.